GCCCUCGGCGGCGAGCGCCGCGCGGUCCGCCGCGGUGAGUUGAACGCCCACCUCUUCGUCCGCGCGGGACUCCGCUCGCUCCGUUCGCUCCGCGGCCCAGGCUUGCAGCUUCCCGAGGCUGAACCCCGCGCCCGAGCCGCCGUAGUACGCGUUUCGAUCGACGUGCAGCACGCGGUCGCCGGCGCGCGCCAGGGCGGCCGCCACCGCGGCCUCGGCAAACGCCGUGCCCACGACGAGCGCGUCGACGGGCGACGGCAGGUCCUCUUCGGUCAUCUCAGAUAUAUAGCUACCAGUGCAUUUCUAUUCACACUACCGUACCUACAGCGACCUAUACGCGGGAGCAGCAGAGAG
Molecule: messenger RNA, 351 nt
Organism: Pelagomonas calceolata
Lineage: Eukaryota; Pelagophyceae; Pelagomonadales; Pelagomonadaceae
Source: the annotation of a GenBank genome assembly